This is a messenger RNA of Betta splendens (Siamese fighting fish), 976 nucleotides long. RefSeq names its product hatching enzyme 1.2-like. Lineage: Eukaryota; Metazoa; Chordata; Actinopteri; Anabantiformes; Osphronemidae. Gene Ontology annotation, biological process: proteolysis. The record is from RefSeq and is a predicted model, not a curated record. The transcript is spliced from 9 exons. Bases 16 to 834 code for a protein of 272 amino acids. Gene Ontology annotation, molecular function: metalloendopeptidase activity; zinc ion binding.
UCCUGCAGGUCCGGGAUGUCUCGCAUGUCUGCUUUCAGGUUCUCGGCUCUGGCUCUGCUGCUUCUGUCUGCCUACUGUUGGGCGGACAGCGAGGUAGAAUCUUCUGCAGAGAACGACUCUCAGGAUCUUUCUGUCUCUGAACUUCUGGAGAGAGCGAACAGACAUCGCAUUGGUUCCGAUGAUGAGCCCAUCCUGACUGAAGGAGACAUCGCCCUCGGCAGCGAGGCGGAGAGAAACGCCGACCCCUGCACCAGCCAAGGCUGCAAGUGGGGCAAGGCGUCUGAUGGAAAGGUCUACGUCCCCUAUUACAUCACCAACCACUUCUCCUCCCGUGAGAAGGCCAUCAUCGUCCGUGGCCUCGAGUCCUUCUCCUCCUUCUCCUGCAUCCGCUUCAGGCCCACCCAGAGCAGCGACCGUGACUGGCUGAGCAUUGAGUCCCAGAACGGCUGCUACUCCUUCGUUGGCCGUCGUGGUGGAAAGCAGGUGGUGUCUCUGGCCCGUAGUGGAUGUCUUUACCACGGCACCGUCCAGCAUGAGCUGCUGCACGCUCUGGGAUUCAACCAUGAGCAGACUCGCUCUGACAGGGACAACCACAUCCAAGUCCUGCUGCAGAACGUUCAGUCUGGAAUGGAGCACAACUUCAGGAAGAUCGCAACCCUCAACCAGGGCUCUCCCUACGAUUACAACUCUGUCAUGCAGUACCACAAAUACGCCUUCUCUAAGAACAACCAGCCCACCAUGCUCCCCAUCCCCAACCCCAACGUGUCCUUUGGCAACGCUAAGGAGAUGAGCCGCAACGACAUCGCCAGGCUUAACACACUCUACAAGUGCUAGGAAGCCUCUACUUGUCCUGACAGACACAUCAGACAGAAUGGCACUCAAUGAGCUACACAAACCGCAGACCUGAUGUCAGCAAGCAUUUAAUUAUUCUCUAAUAAAUUUACCUUGACUUAAACAUAUAGGUCUCCUGUGGUUC